Messenger RNA from Brassica napus (rape), 1612 nucleotides. RefSeq names its product branched-chain-amino-acid aminotransferase 1, mitochondrial. Gene Ontology annotation, biological process: branched-chain amino acid metabolic process. Gene Ontology annotation, molecular function: branched-chain-amino-acid:2-oxoglutarate transaminase activity. The transcript is spliced from 10 exons. The record is from RefSeq and is a predicted model, not a curated record. NCBI's taxonomy places the organism in Eukaryota, Viridiplantae, Streptophyta, Magnoliopsida, Brassicales, Brassicaceae. The coding region runs from base 332 to 1492 and encodes 386 amino acids.
GUAUUUAUCAACAUAUUAUGGGGAUACGAUUAGGUUUUAGUAAUGUUUUCUAUAUUUAAAACUUUUCUAUUAUUAUUUUUAAUACCGAAAGAAGUAAUUAAUCAUAGAAACAUAGCUGUAAUCACAGAAGACAAAAAGAGAGAGAAGAAACAUAGCUGUAAAUGCUUCUAUCUUCCUCUCCUCGCUGUCUCUCUCUCUAUAUAUAUAUAUAUAUCAACCCUCUCUCUCUCUCUCUGCUCUUCACUCUCUAACCUGUCAAAAAUUGGUGACAACAUCCCAUCCAAGAGUUUCAGUUUUGGUGCACACACACAAAGCUCGUACAACAUUUUUCAUGGCUCUUCGCUGCUUACUUAAAUCUCCAACAACUUCCUCUUAUAUUUCUAAGAUCUGUGGAUUUCGUAUGCAUGGGACCAAGGCAGUAGCUUCUGUUGUAGAAGAACAUGUAUCAGCGAUGCUGAGGUCAGAACGUGAGGAUGAAGAGUAUGCUGAUGUGGACUGGGACAACCUCGGAUUCAGUCUUGUACCAACAGAUUACAUGUUCGCCACCAAAAGUUGUAGAGAAGGAAACUUCGAACAAGGUUGCCUUAGCCGUUACGGCAACAUGGAACUCAACCCUGCUGCUGGAAUUCUCAACUAUGGCCAGGGACUAAUCGAGGGGAUGAAGGCGUACAGAGGAGAAGACGGCAGGGUUCUUAUGUUUCGUCCAGAGCUAAACGCGAUGCGUAUGAAGAAUGGAGCUGAGAGAAUGUGUAUGCAUUCUCCUUCUGUUCAGCAGUUUAUGGAAGGUGUCAAGCAGACCGUUCUCGCAAACAAACGUUGGGUUCCUCCUCCGGGAAAAGGCUCGUUGUAUCUCAGACCGUUGUUGUUUGGAAGCGGAGCAAGCCUGGGUGUGUCUGCAGCUUCAGAAUACACUUUUGUUGUGUUUGGCUCUCCUGUUCAGAACUAUUUUAAGGAAGGUACAGCAGCGUUGAACCUCUACGUUGAGGAGGUGAUUCCACGCGCGUAUAUUGGAGGAACUGGUGCCGUUAAGGCCAUUUCUAAUUACGGUCCAGUGCUUGACGCGAUGAGAAGUGCGAAAGCGAGAGGAUUCUCGGAUGUAUUGUAUCUUGAUGCAGAAACAAAGAAGAACAUAGAAGAAGUUUCAGCUGCUAAUAUAUUCCUUGUUAAGGGGAAUACAAUAGUAACUCCAGCUACAAAUGGGACUAUUCUCAGAGGGAUCAUACGAGAGAGCGUUAUCGAAAUUGCCCUUGAUCUUGGUUAUAAGGUGGAAGAACGAGUAGUUCCGGUAGAAGAAAUGAAGGAAGCAGAAGAAGUUUUCUGCACCGGAACUGCCGCUGGAAUUGCUUCUGUUGGAAGCAUCACGUUUCAGAACAUAAGGACUGAGUACAAAGUGGGAGAUGGGCUAGUUACACAACAACUUCGAUCUAUUCUUGUCGGAAUACAAAAUGGUUCUAUACAAGACACAAAAGGCUGGGUGCUGGAGAUUGACUAAUUUGAGAGAAAAAGAGAUCAUUGUGUUGCACUCUUUGCUGUAUAACUUAUAAGAUAAAACUUAUUAAAACCUCAACAAUAUUGUUUACAAUGUUUGCAUCUAUUCAUUGUCUUUAGAUGA